Molecule: messenger RNA, 882 nt
Organism: Penicillium salamii
Lineage: Eukaryota; Fungi; Ascomycota; Eurotiomycetes; Eurotiales; Aspergillaceae
Source: the annotation of a GenBank genome assembly
AUGCUUUUGCUGAAUCUUGCUCUCUCAGUAGCAGCUGCGGUUGCUCUUCCAACCCCCGAUAGCUCGGAAGCAAAUCAAUCCCAGCCAUUCUCCCAAAAUGGUCUUGCGCCUUGGAAUGCCGGCGCCGUGAACCGAUUCCCCAUCCAUUCAAGCUGCAAUUCAACCCAACGUCGCCAGAUUGAAUUAGGCUUGAACGAAACCAUCACCCUUGCCGAGCAUGCCAAAAGCCAUAUCCUGAGAUGGAGUAACGAAAGCGAAAUCUACAGGAAGUACUUCGGAGAUCGACCUACCAUGGAAGCCAUCGGGGCCUUCGAUAUCGUGGUCAACGGCGACAAGAAAGAUAUCUUGUUCCGGUGUGAUAACCCGGAUGGUAAUUGUGAUAACGAAGGUUGGGCCGGACACUGGCGUGGUGUGAAUGCCACAGACGAGACCGUCAUUUGCGAUAUGAGCUACGAGACCCGUCGAUCACUGUCGACCAUGUGUGGCCUUGGAUACACUGUUUCCGAAUCCGAAACCAACACUUUCUGGGCAGCCGAUCUCCUGCACCGUCUGUACCAUGUCCCUGCUAUUGGCCAAAACUGGAUAGACCAUUUUGCAGAUGGAUAUGAAGAAGUCGUUGAUCAGGCUAAGAAAAAUGCCACUUUGUCUACGCAUGACUCGGAGACUCUUCAAUACUUUGCACUGGAAGUCUAUGCAUACGACAUAUCUGCUCCAGGGAUUGGGUGCCCAGGUGUUCAACACGAGCAUGAAGAUACGCAUGAUGAGGCGACAACUACUUCAGAGCCAGCCCCGACUGCCACCACUUCUGAGAAGCCCUCGUCUACAUUGGAUGUUCCCGCGGUGAGUAAAUCAAUUGAGUUUUCCAUAGUGGAUUUGUACUAA